CAUGUGUUUUGGAUUUUGUACGUGUUUUGGAGUUUGUACAUGUUUUGUCUCUAGGGGCCACCGAAAACCGAGGCUACAGUUUGCAUGUGCUCACCACAAUAAUCUGGUUCGAUGAGUUUCGAUUUUGUUGCAACAUCUAGAUGGUACGAUCCAAAUAUAGCAUGAACAACAUGAAAGCAGGUUUCCGUCUUAACAGUUCAGGCUAUCAGUAGUGGUGUAAUGGUGUGAGGGAAAUCUUCUUGGCAUCAAAGAACAGAAAGCCGAGGUUAUAGUUUACAUAAGAUCACUAAAAUGUUCUGGUCUGAUUAGUCUUGAGUUCUGCUGCUGUAGGGUCAGACUUUACUGUAAACAACCAUGAACCAUGGUUCAACAUGUAUUUUUUCUUGAUGUUACCUUGUCACGGUUUAGGCUCUUUAGUACCAACUGAAAUUUUCAGGGUGAGAUUAAUAAAAAACAGAGAAUUAUCUUUCAGUUAACACUACUGAUUUACAUCCUGCAUGGCAGCCAUACAUACUGGAAGAAAAGAAAGAAAGAGAUCAUAUGUAAAAGGGAAUUUUGAUAAAGUGCUUAUAAACGUUAUAAAUGAUCUUUUUUUUCUUAAAGAAAUCUUUUACUUCGUGUAAUGUUUUUCAUACCAUAUGUAAUUUCCAUUGCAAAAAUUAAUCACAGUUAAAUUAGGGGAGAUGGCAUUAAAAACUAAGCUAAGCUGUGACGUCAUCAAGAAAAAAACUCCCGUUUGAACGAACUUGCGCCCACCGGAGCCUCGACGGAUUUCUUCGUUCGGACUCUGCGGGAGACAGACGCAUAGGAAGCGGACAAACGAAGACUUCUUUCUUCACGUUUGAUCAUGAAAAUGUGGAUUUUUGCUGUUCUGGCCGCUCUCGCGGUCGGAGCCUCGGCUCAGGACUGUCCAAGUACAUGUCAGACUAUGAAGUGGGCUACAUGCGACGGACCCCCAUGUUCGUGUUAUCUUCUGGUUGGCGAAGGUGUAAAACAGACCAUAGACUGCACAGCAUUGGUCCCCAAGUGCUUCUUGAUGAAAGCUGAAAUGUACAGAGCUAGAAAGGGUAUGAGCACUCGCAGUAAUGCAGGAAAGCCACACGAGACUGCCAUUGUGGACAACGAUGGCAUCUAUGACCCCGAGUGUGAGAGUGACGGCAAAUUCAAGGCCAAGCAGUGCAACAACACAGAUGUGUGCUGGUGCGUCAACAGCGCUGGAGUUCGUCGGACUGACAAGGGAGACCAGAACCUCAAGUGUGAGAAACUGGUGGAGACCUACUGGAUCCGUCUUCAGCUGACACACAAGCAGGGGCCCACCGUGACUAAAGACAAUUUGAAGACUGCUAUUUCGACUGAACUUAACAAGCGUUACAAACUUGACCGUAGCCUUGUGAAGGAUGUUCAGUAUGACCCAGACGCUCGCAUGAUUGUGGUUGAUGUGAAUAAGGUGAAAGGAGACCGCACACAGGACCUGUCCACAAUGGCCUACUACAUGGAGAAAGACGUGAAGGUGCUGCCACUGUUUACUGACCAGAGCAGACGCUUUACUCCUUCUGUGGAUGGGCAGACCCUGGAGAUGGAGAAGAUCAUCGUGUACUAUGUGGACGAGGAGGCCCCAACCAUGACCAUGAAGCACCCGACAGGCGGGAUCAUCCGCAUCAUUGUGGUGGUGGUGCUGGCUGUGAUUGCUGGCCUGCUGGCUGUGUUCUUUGUCCAGAAGCAACAGAGGAAGUACAAAAAAACUCAGCAAAGAGAGAUGGAGCAAAUGUAAAGCAGAGAGAGUGUGAAGAGUCGACGCAUACGCGUACCUGACAGUGAAGACUGACAGGAAAGUGGAGGAUGGAGAGGGGAAGACGGCCCGGGUUCGUCCACAGUCAGCAGAUCUCAGAGCACCUUUGGGAAGUGUUGGAACAAGAGAUUCACAUUGUGGAUGCGUAGCCAACAAAUCUGCAGCAGCUGUUUGAUGCUUUCAUGUCAGCGUCUGAGGAGUGUCCAAAAUAUGUCUAUGAAUUUAAUUCAUGCUAAAAGCAGGUUUUGUAAAAGGACUUAGAGCCAUGCCUCUCACCCCUCCUGUUAUUUAAUAAAGCUAACAUGACAGUAAUAAGGC
This is a messenger RNA of Oreochromis aureus, 2107 nucleotides long. RefSeq names its product tumor-associated calcium signal transducer 2-like. NCBI's taxonomy places the organism in Eukaryota, Metazoa, Chordata, Actinopteri, Cichliformes, Cichlidae. The coding region runs from base 848 to 1771 and encodes 307 amino acids. The record is from RefSeq and is a predicted model, not a curated record. The transcript has 10 exons. Gene Ontology annotation, cellular component: membrane.